This is a messenger RNA of Talaromyces stipitatus ATCC 10500, 2160 nucleotides long. RefSeq lists its product as uncharacterized. Bases 1 to 2160 code for a protein of 719 amino acids. The record is from RefSeq and is a predicted model, not a curated record. The transcript has 4 exons. Gene Ontology annotation, biological process: regulation of DNA-templated transcription. Lineage: Eukaryota; Fungi; Ascomycota; Eurotiomycetes; Eurotiales; Trichocomaceae.
AUGCCCAUUUCUAGCAGCUUAGGAUUAGGACCUAUUGACAGGAAUAGCCUCACGGAAUUCCCUAGUAACAUGCGAUUACCCGUUUGGGACGGCGGUGCCCUAUUCACCAUGACAUCGCGUCUCGUCGAUUACGAAAGCUCAGAGGAUGGUGUUGAGCCAUUACCUGAGCCAUCACCUCCCAAAGAGCCUUGCGAACCACAUACUCGAAUCCCUGCUCCUUCAACUGACCAGACCUUCAAGACCCAGGAUGCUGCUAUGAAAUUCCUUAAUAGCUUUACCAAGACUUAUGAAUAUGCAUUGAUCACAAAGAGAUCCAAAAUGCCAAAAGAAGGUGGCCCUAUUCACCGAGUUUACCUUCAGUACAGCCGCGGAGGAGUAUAUCGUGAGCGUACCAACGAAAAGACACGUGUCAGAGAGAUAAGCACACAGUGUAUAGGAUGCCCAUUUAGACUUAUCUUGCGCCAUGACAAGCACGCAGAUUGCUGGUGUCUUGAUCUUACAGAUCCGAGGCAUAAUUACCAUUUAGCAACUGGAUCAACACUUGCUUUGUUACGCCAUGAAGAGAUAGAAUCUAAGGAGACUCAAAUUAAGUCUUAUUUGGAUUUAAAAAUGUCAACGAAUCAAAUCUUAUCAACCCUCUAUAAAGAUAAUCCAGAAUCGAUUAUCAAGCCAAGAGAUAUCUACAAUAAGAAAAGGAAACUGCGAGAUGAUUUCCUUGAUGGCAAGACACCAGUCCAGGCCCUUAUUAGUGUUGUUCCAGAUAAUGGUGAUUGGAUAAUCAACUAUGGAACAAGUGAUACAAAUAUACUACUUGCUAUAUUCUAUAUGCAUAAAACUUCACUCGAGAUGCUCUGCCAAAAUCCUAACGUUCUAUUUAUGGAUUGUACCUACAAAACAAACCAAUAUAAGAUACCGCUCUUGGAUAUUGUGGGUUGUACAGCAUGCAAUAAGACGUUUUAUGCAGGAUUUAGCUUUAUGUUAGAUGAAAAGGAAGAGAGCUACAAGUUCAUCUUGGAAUGCUUAGCUGAGGUCUAUGCUCAAGCAAAUCUCCCGUUGCCAAUCUGUAUCCUGACUGAUAAAGAUAUGGCCUUAAUGAAUGCAAUCCCCACUGUUUUUCCAAUGUCAAAUAAUAUCAUCUGUCUUUGGCAUAUUGAAAAGAAUAUUCUUACACAUGUCCGUCCUAUUCUUACAAAUGAAGUGCUUCAUAUAAUCUAUUCUGGAGAUCCAGCCGCCGCAAAGAAGGAUGUCACACAGUACAAGACUCAUAUUGAGUCAAAGUGGAGGAACUUUUUCGGGUCAUUCAACAAGAUUGUGUACGCGAAGACUAAGGAGGAGAAGGACGAAGCGGUGAAUGCCUUUAAAGCUGAAUACAGCAGUGAUAUCUGGCAGGAAGUCAUGGACUACAUUAAUUCAGAGUGGCUUAAUGAUGAUAUUACUCAACGAUUCCUUCAUUGCCAUCUCUUAGACGUCAAGCAUUUUGGCCAGCUAAUCACAUCCCAAAAUGAAUCAGCCCACUGGACACUAAAACGUGACCUUCAAACUUAUGAGGAUGAUAAGGUUCUUAAAAUGAAGAAUGACUUUCUUGGCCCGACAAAGAAGCCAUUUAACCCAGAGUGUUCUGGAAUCACGAAACGGACCACUGGCAUUCCUUGUAUUCAUAUAAUUAAGCACUAUAUCGAUAGUGAGGAGCCACUACAGCUAUAUCAUUUCUACCAGCACUGGCGGUUAUACUCUUCCAAAGAGUUGCCUCCAAUUGAUCCCCAUACAAUAGUGCUCAACCUGGCGGUGGUCCAAGGUCGUGGUCGCCCCAGAGGCUCAAUCAACCAUCUAAUAGCCUCUCAGGCUAUAUCAAUACAGGAUUCUUCAACACGGAGAGAGCUAUCAGCAUUCGAGCAUGUCAUUGCGCAGGGGAAUCUUAAUACUGGAAGUCGAGGCCGCAGGGGCAGGGGUCGUGGGGGACGAGGAGGAUAUUCAAGUCAAGCUAGGGCAGAGAGCAUUGUGGCCAACAGUCGGACUGCUAGUAGAGGAAUGGUCUCGCAGGAUGCAACCGCAACAGCUUCGCAAAUUGCCUCAGAGGGUCCAGUCAGACGGAGCCAGCGACGUGGACGUGGCCAGUCAGCGCGGUGGCUUGGCGAUGAGAACGAAUUGCCAGGAUAUUAG